Messenger RNA from Pogoniulus pusillus (Red-fronted tinkerbird), 6570 nucleotides. It is a transcript of the gene AKT3, whose product is annotated as AKT serine/threonine kinase 3. The transcript has 14 exons. Lineage: Eukaryota; Metazoa; Chordata; Aves; Piciformes; Lybiidae. The record is from RefSeq and is a predicted model, not a curated record. Gene Ontology annotation, biological process: protein phosphorylation. The coding region runs from base 1537 to 2976 and encodes 479 amino acids. Gene Ontology annotation, molecular function: protein serine/threonine kinase activity; ATP binding. Gene Ontology annotation, cellular component: nucleus; cytoplasm.
UAGUGAGAGUUGCAGGGUCAUGGUCGACUUUCGCUGCUGCAGCAGCGCGGAGGCCAGGGACUCCCAAGCCUGCGCCGCCCCAGGGGCACCGCUCGCUGCUAAGCCGGCAGAGCGCCGAGAACAUCGCCCUGCAAGGCGGUUGCCCCGCUGCUGGCAGCAGUGUCAUUGCUGUCUUCCUUGUGGCAUCAGGAAGCGCCAGGGAGCCGCGAGCCGAUGAAAGGUGGUGUAAGGUUUCUCUGGAUGUUUAUUGGGAUAAUUUGAGAGUCAACAGAUGACUUAGCAAUACUGAGGCUGGUGCAUCAACUAAACAUUUCAACGAGGGAUGAAUUACAGCUUCCUGCUGUUUAACUGGUAGUUUUAUUCUUGGAAGAGUUUGCGGAGCUAAGUGGACCACUCCGGCCACUGAAAGACGCACGAGGGCGAGAACAAAGGAAAUAAAAUUUGGGACGUAUCUACGGGUCUGGCAAGGAGACGUACUGCUGUAAGCUCCAGCCGCACUGGGAAGCGGGGCAGCGGCGGAGCGACACGGAAGGCAGCUUUCUGUUCCUGAAAGGGAUAGUGGCAACUCCGUCUUCGGGGACGCUUGCCCCAGACAGGGGCAGGACCUCAGCCGCUGCUCCCCCACCGUAGGCGGGCGGUCUCCCGGCCCGGCAGGCACCACCAGCCGGCACCGGCCUCAGCCUAAAGAAAAGACCUAGGCGCGGCGUAGCGCUUGGUACCGGCGGACGCCGCUGCCCGCCCGCAUCCAUCCUCCUGGUCUCACCCGCAGCCCGGCAGCAAGAAGAGACACGCCGCCCCGCUUGGCUCCCGUCGCUGCCUGCCGUGAGGGCGGCCUCACUUCUCCCGCUCCCUUCCUCCCUCCCGCCGCCGGCCCCUCGCCUCCCCCACCCUCACCUCAGUCGCCCCCCUCUGUCUGGCUCCCCCCGCUCUGUCUGGCGGCCCCCCCUCCGAUCGCCGCCGCGCUUCUCGCGAGAGCUGGGGAUGCCGCCGCCGCCGCGGAGGGGGAGACACUCGGGGGGAGCCAGUGACGUCGGGAGUUUUCCUGAAAGUCAAUAACGAGCCCGGCGGAGGCGGCGGGAGGAGCCGAGAGCGGGGCCCGGGCGGCUCCGGGGUGAGUGCGCCGGGGGGAGCCGCCGCCGCUGCCCUCCUGACCCCGCGCAUCGAUGCUGCGGCCGCGCUGCCCGCCCGGGCGCCUCCCUGCGUAGCGGGGCGAGUAGCUCCAUGUAGUCGCCGCCAGCGCCCUGGGGCCGGAGUCGCCUCCUCCCGCCCCCGCGGAGACACCGGCCGCCAGGGACCGCCGAGCCUGGCGGGGGGCUAGGGGAGGAGGCAGCGGCGCCCUCCCUCCCCUUCUCCCCCCGGAGCCGCCGCCGCCGCCGCCCUCCGGCUCCACAGCAGCGCCCGCGGCGCCGCCGCCUCUGCAGUUCCAGACUGACUCAUCAGUAGAAAUUGAGAAGAUCUGCAGAAGAGAAGCCAAACAGACAAGCUGAUAAUUCAAAGAAAUACUCUUUUGAAUUGGAGGUUCAGAGUGGAGCCAUCAUGAGCGAUGUUACCAUUGUGAAGGAAGGCUGGGUUCAGAAGAGGGGAGAAUACAUAAAAAACUGGCGGCCAAGAUAUUUCCUGCUAAAGACAGAUGGCUCUUUCAUAGGCUACAAGGAGAAGCCCCAGGAUGUGGAUCUGCCAUACCCACUCAACAACUUUUCAGUGGCAAAAUGUCAGCUAAUGAAAACAGAACGACCAAAGCCAAACACAUUCAUUAUCAGAUGUCUUCAGUGGACCACUGUCAUAGAGAGGACGUUCCAUGUUGACACUCCAGAGGAACGGGAAGAAUGGACAGAAGCAAUCCAGGCUGUAGCAGACAGACUACAGAGGCAAGAAGAGGAGAGGAUGAACUGUAGUCCAACUUCACAGAUAGACAAUAUAGGAGAAGAAGAGAUGGAUGCCUCAACAACACAUCAUAAAAGAAAGACAAUGAAUGAUUUUGACUAUUUGAAACUGCUGGGCAAAGGCACGUUUGGCAAAGUUAUCCUGGUCCGAGAGAAGGCCAGCGGCAAAUACUACGCCAUGAAGAUUCUGAAAAAAGAAGUUAUUAUCGCAAAGGAUGAAGUGGCUCAUACACUUACAGAAAGCAGAGUAUUGAAAAACACCAGACACCCUUUUUUAACAUCCUUGAAAUAUUCCUUCCAGACAAAGGAUCGUUUGUGUUUUGUGAUGGAGUAUGUUAACGGAGGAGAGCUGUUUUUCCAUUUGUCGAGAGAGAGGGUGUUCUCAGAGGACCGCACGCGCUUCUACGGUGCAGAAAUUGUCUCUGCCCUCGACUAUCUGCAUUCUGGGAAGAUUGUAUACCGUGAUCUCAAGUUAGAAAAUCUAAUGUUGGAUAAAGAUGGACACAUAAAAAUUACAGAUUUUGGUCUGUGCAAAGAAGGAAUCACAGAUGCAGCAACUAUGAAGACAUUCUGUGGUACUCCAGAAUACCUGGCACCUGAGGUGUUGGAAGAUAAUGACUAUGGUCGUGCAGUGGACUGGUGGGGAUUAGGAGUUGUCAUGUAUGAAAUGAUGUGUGGAAGAUUGCCCUUCUACAACCAAGAUCAUGAGAAACUAUUUGAACUGAUACUAAUGGAAGACAUAAAAUUUCCUCGAACUCUGUCUGCAGAUGCAAAAUCAUUACUAUCAGGCCUACUGAUAAAGGAUCCAAAUAAGCGACUUGGUGGAGGCCCAGAUGAUGCAAAAGAAAUCAUGCGUCAUAGUUUCUUUGCUGGAGUAAACUGGCAAGAUGUAUAUGAUAAAAAGCUUGUACCUCCUUUUAAACCUCAAGUUACGUCUGAGACAGACACCAGGUAUUUUGAUGAAGAAUUUACAGCUCAGACUAUUACAAUAACGCCGCCUGAAAAAUAUGAUGAGGAUGGUAUGGACUGCAUGGACAAUGAGAGGCGGCCGCAUUUCCCCCAGUUUUCCUACUCUGCAAGUGGACGAGAAUAACUUUUUUGUUCUGCUGCUUCACUGUCAUCUUAGGUUUAUCACUGAAAAUGAUUCCUGAACAUCACCACCAGUGCUAGAUACUAUUUAAGAUAGCAGGGGCACUUUCAGAGACCGUUCCAAACUGAACAAGUUUCUUUCCCAGACCUACAUAAAAUCCAUUUUGGUUUUGCAUGAAAUAAGAGAUUUUCUCUACUACGCUCUCCUGCUGUUGCUGCUGCCCAGUGUCUCAGUACAAUAGCAACGUCAAGAAGUUACUUUGGAGGUAGAUGACUUGACUUCAGCACUGUACACUUUGUGCACAAGUAGUCAUCUAUUUUUCCUCACAGUGGAGGCUAAACAAAAACAUGUAUUGGUCCACCUUAUCUUCUUCCAGAAGAUGAAUCAAAUUUGUAAUUAGUCUAAGCAGACUAGUCUAUAACAUCUUGCAUCUGUUUGUGCUGGUUAGAAUAAGGAAACAUAGGGGUGGUGAUGUACAUAUGCAAAGUUUUUGUUAGGCAUAUCAUUACUUGAAGCAGGUCUCUGUCAUUAACAUCUGGCUGGAAUUUGUUUGGGAAAUGUCUUGAGAGAAGGACUUAAACUGUUGAUAUAUAUAAAUAUAUAUAUAUUAUUUUUUAAUUCCUGUUGGAUACUACAGAAGACGCAGAAGGGCUGGGUUCACCCAGCCUGCCACUUAGAACUUCCAGGUUCAUGUGCAAUCACGGAGAAUCGAAAAUUAUACAUGCAAGAAAUGAAGGCAUAAAAGCAGCAGUUCAAGUUGUUUAAGGGGUCUUAUAAUUUGCACCAGGUAACAUCUUUCUCAUGCUUUUCUUUUUCUUUCAUGAUAUACAUCACCUCUGAUGGCUGAAGAAUGUAGACAGGCAUAAUGGUAUUGCUUCUCACCAAAAUGUGUGCACCAAGGUAAACAGGUGUUUGCCUUACUCAUUUUUGAUUUGAGUUUGUGAAUUAGCCUUUUCUCCAGGUGUUUAACUCUGAAUAUUCCUUUCUAUUUCUUUCUUGUUUGGUUGGUUUUGGUUAUACUGCAGUAGUAUUUAUUUUUAGAGAUAAGGAUUGUAUGUGUCAUGUUUGCAAAUGCUGCUACAUCUUAGAUAGAACAGGCUUACAGCAGUUAAUUUUGUACUAUAUGGAAGGACUGUACAAGCUGAAGGGAAUAAUGCACUUUUCUCCCUUGUGGAAAUUUUAACAAGGCUCUGAAAUUGUACAUACUGCUUAGAAUCAGAUUUUGGUGUAUGAAAUGCUGGCUUUUAAUUGUUUGGCAAUGGAAGUGAGGAAUUCCAACUUCACGUGUCAAAGGGUUAAAAACAAGCAGACAAAAAAGCUACGUCUUGUGCUGCAUUGAGGAUAAACGUUAAUAUAAGAGCCUGACAGCACAACAGAAAUUUCUGUUCUAUAUGAAGGAAUUGCAUUUGAACAAUGAGACCACAGUGAUUCCAAGAAAAGCACUUUAAAAUAGUAAAUUUCUGGGAUGAGCCAUUCUCAAGGAAGGCUUGCCCUCAACCAAAAGAGUGCUGAAACCCAGCAUGUUACGUGUAACCGUGGUACCCAUCUGAUGGCAAACAUCACGAGAGACACCCCACUGGUGAUUGGAAGACGUCUUUCCAUUUCCGAAGAUCUGUAGCUAACAGAACGUGUGCAUAACCUUAGCUUUGAUCUGCUGCAAUGAUAAUCUUACUAAUAAACCCUUUGGUGCUAGGAGUCGGGAGGUUGCACGGUGCAGUUGCUAGUGUGUACCUGCCCUUGCUAAUGACAUCUGCAAGCCCUGACUCCCUGAGGUUAUCAUUCUAAGUAUCUCUGUGUUUGGAUCUUGUUAGCUCCCAUGAAAACUGUGAUAUCAUGGAGUAUUCCUGGUUGCAUUGUGUGAAUGAGGUGACUCUGAAAGGAGAGAUGUUCCUAUGUUGAUGCCUUAGCCUCUUGAUGUGGAGAGUUGAGUGCCCUUGCAUGAAGCCCACUGCUGGCAGUGCACAUGCUGGGAUGGCCAAGGGGUAGAUGGGCAUUUUAGUAAGGCAGCUAAAGACACAGACUAAUUUAGACAAUUUUUCAUGUUUCAUGUUUUCUCCUUAGCAACAGAUGGAUAAUCAGUCAGAAAUGUAUCAUGAUGUAGAUUCUAACUACAUAGGAUCUCAUCCUGUAACACUAAGCACAUGGAGAGAUUGUCCCUCUACAGGGAGAGAGGAGCACAGCAAACGUGUCGCAGGUCUGUCCUGCACCAGUAAGUAGCGUAGAGGUGUCUACACUGAUGGAGUGAGUGAGUGACUGAAGUAACUGAAUACUUUAUAGAUGGGCAUUAAUUAGUUCUCUGCGAAGGCCUCAUACUUACAGACUAUGGCAAUUCAAAGAUCUGUGUUACAUGCCUGUGUUUUUUCCCUCAUGUUUUCAGCUUGUAAUAGCAGUAAGUUUCUUGACAUAGGGCACCGCUAGCUAAUGACCGACUGGGACCGUGCCUCUGGCCAGCCAUUCCUCAUGUGCAGAAGAAGCCCUGUGGUUAUUAGCUCACUGUCUCGUAGCUAGUUAGAAUACAGUUUGCAGUAAACACCUGUUGGGGGAUUAUUUGAAAACCUUUUAAGACUUCACUUUGCAUAGUAGUGCCUGCCUUCCAAAACAUUAUUGAUCAAGUUUAUCCCACAGAGAGAGUCAGCAGGCACUUCGUGCUGCCCACGGUUGAGGGAGUCUCUCUUACCAGUGUUAGAAACAGCUGAAAGAUAGGCAAGCACUGCUUGGUGCUGAGAAACUUUUUUAGGCUCUUCUUUUGCUGUUUGCAGUUGUGGUUGGAUUUGGACAGGAUGUGGUGGCUGGUUACCUCAGUGAGCUUUUCAAGCACAGUACAUUUCAGACUUUGACUCCAGCUUGUACUGACUUCCAUGACAUACAGUAUGCCCUCUUGUACUGCAGCCAUCUUGGAGGAAAUAGGUCAUUUCUAUUUGGAUUUUGGCAGUUUUGCACACAGCUUUGCUUUCCACACUAAUCCAUCUUCCAGUACAUUCCUGUUGCUUAAAGAACAUUUAUUCCAGUAUUGUUUUAUGGGGUUUUUUUUUCCGUCUUUCCUUGCGGCUUCUUAAAGCUGACUGUUCUUGCAGGGGCCAUGUGCUUCUCCUAGAGUACAAAAGUAAGGUCUUACCUUACUAACUGCAGGGUCUAUAUAUUACACCUCAAUGUACACACUUUGCUGCUACUGUUUGUACUGUCUACAGUAGAAUUUCCUUAUCUUGCUCCUGGUAGUGCAUUACAGGCAAGCAUGAAAUGUAAAGUAUUUAUUUAAAUAAAAACCUCUAAAUUGGUAAUUGAAUUACCUCCCUGUAGCUUUAGAGUUUGUGACAUUUCUUGACCUUGCUAGUUCUUUCAUUAGAUCCAUGCAAGAUCUAGUCAUAUGGUUAAGGAUAUUAAGCAGACACGACUAUGAACCCAAGAAACCAUAUUGCUGUUGGUCAUACUUAAACUGUUUAUUUCCUUAAGUAUAUGACCCACAAGGAUGUGAAAUAACUACAAGAAAACUGUUUUUGUACACUGUACAUCCUUAGUAUUUUUACACGUAUAUGAUAGGGAUGCACAUUAUUUUCCUUCGUACAGACAGCUUAAAUAAAGCACUAUGUCAAUCUGCUA